Onthophagus taurus is the source of this 5586-nucleotide messenger RNA. It is a transcript of the gene Cirl, whose product is annotated as Calcium-independent receptor for alpha-latrotoxin. The record is from RefSeq and is a predicted model, not a curated record. Lineage: Eukaryota; Metazoa; Arthropoda; Insecta; Coleoptera; Scarabaeidae. Gene Ontology annotation, cellular component: plasma membrane. Gene Ontology annotation, molecular function: carbohydrate binding; G protein-coupled receptor activity. Gene Ontology annotation, biological process: cell surface receptor signaling pathway; G protein-coupled receptor signaling pathway.
UUUUGUGAUGCUAGGCAGGCAACUGUAUACUGUUGUAAAGAGACAUGACUUUUAUUAUUAUUGCUAGUAUUAUUAUGGUAAAGUGUAAUCAGUGACUGAAACGUGACUAAAAACUGAUACGUUUCAGUGUCCAAAAGGACAAAGACUUGAGAAACAACAUUCCUAAAAAGAUAUUGUUCGAUUACCGGCCAAAUCCAUUCCGUAGUCAUCCGAAAAAAAAGGCAAGACUUUCGUGUGUUUUGUACGUAAACCUCUUCUGCAGUGGCAAUCACCAGCAAAUGCCAGACCAGCCUCGGGUGCAAAAGGACACCAGAAGGACACUUAACCGAGAAAGUUAAGAAUACAAGACACGAAUUUUUGAAUCACUUUGUAAACAAUUAUUAUUGUAAGAAUUAGUGCUUUUUAACCACUUGUGAUUUCAAAUGUGCUUCGUGGGUUGUUACCUGUAUGAGAAGAAUCGAGCGAGGUAAUCUCGCUGUCCGAAAUCAACGGAGAAAAUAUGAAAUUUUUUUGUAAGAAGUCCGUCGAACACUGAAUGCCAAAGGGGAAGUGUGUCAUGGCCAGAUAUGGAGUGGCCCUUCACGGCCUUUUGCUAUUCUCGACGCUGUUUUUAUCGGAAACGAUGGCGAAAAGUCCCGGAAUGUACUUGCCCGAGGGAGGAGGACCGCCCGCAGGACACCUCGAAAAUUUAAAGUAUCGUUAUGAAACGGCAUACGCUUGCGAGGGAAAAACGUUGAAGAUCGAAUGCAAGGAGGGCGAAUUGAUAAAAUUGAUAAGGGCCAACUACGGCAGGUUCUCAAUAACGAUAUGCAACGACCACGGCAACACCGAUUGGAGCGUAAACUGUAUGUCACCAAAGAGCCUCCGAGUCCUCCACAACAAGUGCAGCCAAUUUCAGAACUGCAGCAUUCCUGCGAGCACAAACAUGUUCGGGGAUCCGUGCCCGGGCACUUUGAAAUACUUAGAAGCACAUUACCAAUGCCUUCCUGCAGCUGCCACAACGACGACCACGACCAGGCCAAGUCCUCCGUGGCUGCUUACGACAGAUUCACCAAUUUGGAGCACUCCCAAAACCUCGAUCAGGCCGCCUCCUCCACCACCUAAGGUCUCCAUUACACCGCCUUCAAGACCUACCACGACGUCUACAACUCAAAUGUCAUCCACAUCCACCGAGGAACCACCGCGAGAGGUCCCACCAGCGGAGGGUGACGAUAAGAGUAUUGAAGACCUCACCUCAGUUGUUACCACCAGCACUAAUAUUCCUAAGAAAAUCACAGACGAUACCAUAACACGUUUAUACCUGCCAUCAUCAAGCAACACGCCGUUUUACACAAACGGCGAAGUAGACAUCACAAAUUAUUGCGGCCCGGUGACGAUGAGAAGUAUUUAUUGGAAUUGGACAUUGAGUGGCGAACAAAAUUUACAACCAUGUCCAGGAGGCACGACGGGUUUUGCUAAAUGGAAAUGUUCAAAAAUAGACGGCGAAUCAAAAUGGGUUCCCGAAUCGCCAGAUUUAAGCGAAUGUCGCUCAUUAUGGCUAACCAGCCUCGAACAAAGAGUGCAAGUAAUGAAAGACUCCCUCUUAUUAAUCACAAACGACCUCGCACAAGUCACCAGCAGCAAAACUUUAUACGGCGGUGACAUGAUGAUCACCACGAAAAUCAUACAAAAAAUGACCGCCAAAAUGGCACGAGACAUCCAAACCAUUCCCGAUCCUAGACAACGAGAGGCUAUAGUCACUGAUAUGUUAAACGCCGUCGUUCGGACCGGAAGUAAUCUUCUCGAUGUUUCGCAACACCCAUCGUGGAAAGAUUUAAGCCAUAAAGAACAGAUGCGGGUUGCUACUUCAUUACUUAUUGGACUCGAAGAGAAUGCUUUUCUUUUAGCUGAUACAGUUAUGAGAGAAAAAACUGUUAAUCAAGUUGUUAAAAAUAUUAUGUUAUCUGUUCGUGUAUUAGAAACAAAAUCAGUAACAACUGAAAAAUUUCCAACCGAUCAAAAAUGGAUGGCAAGUAACGACUCGAUCGAACUUCCUCAAGGGGCACUUUUAGAAAAUAGUGAUGGAGGUUUGGUAAGAUUGGUAUUCGUGGCGUUCGAUCAUUUAGAAGAAAUUCUACAAUGGCACCCGGAUUCUUCGGAAAUGAACGCGAAUAAGACGCGAAUAUUGAACAGCAAAAUCAUCUCGGCGAGUCUGGGUAAAGGGCGCCAUAUACAGUUGCGGGAGCCGGUUCGGUUGACGUUCAAGCACCUUCAAACUGCGAAUGUUAGCAAGCCUUCUUGUGUGUUUUGGGAUUAUACAACGAGCACGUGGUCGGAAGAGGGUUGUGAUGUUGAUUCGACGAAUUCAACGCACACUGUGUGUCUGUGUAAUCAUUUAACCAAUUUUGCCAUACUCAUGGACGUUCAUGCUGUGUACUUACCGGAUGGGCAUCAAGUUGCCUUGCAAAUUAUAACUUAUAUCGGGUGUAUUAUCUCGAUUAUUUGCUUAAUAUUAGUUAUAGUUACUUUCCAAUUAUUUAGAGGAUUAAAGAGUGAUCGAACCACUAUACAUUCCAAUUUAUGCUUCUGCUUAUUGGUGGCAGAAAUAAUAUUUUUAUUUGGCAUAAAUCGCACUGAUUAUCACACGGCGUGUUCAAUAAUUGCUGGAUUUUUGCACUAUUUCUUUUUGUGCGCGUUCUUUUGGAUGUUUUUCGAAGGCUUCCAAAUCUACGUAAUGUUAAUAGAAGUGUUUGAAGUAGAAAAAUCUAGGAUUCGAUUUUACUACAUCACGUCCUACGUUAUACCUUUAAUAAUCGUAAUAGUAUCUGCCAUUAUUUUUCCGCAAGGAUAUGGGACGGAUCAAUAUUGUUGGCUGAAACCGGAAAACUAUUUUAUUUAUAGUUUUGUAGGUCCUGUGAUUUUAAUUUUAUUGGCGAAUGUUUUAUUCUUAGGGAUGGCAAUUGUAAUGAUGUGUCGCCACUCAACCUCAAAUGUAUCGAUUAAAAAUAAAGAGCAUUCUAAGUUGGCCAGUACAAGCGGAAAGGAAGAAAAUGCACUACAAUCCAAAUUUCAAAACCCGUUAACGUGGUUAAAGGGAGCCGUGUGUUUGGUGGUUUUGCUAGGAUUAACUUGGACUUUCGGCCUGUUAUAUCUGAACCAAGAAACCGUCGUCAUGGCUUAUUUAUUCACCGUGUUCAAUUCAUUACAAGGAUGCUUUAUAUUUUUAUUCCACUGUGUUCAAAAUGAAAAGGUUCGAAAGGAAUAUCGAAAAUUCAUAAUGCAACAUUCUUGGUUGCCAAAAUGUCUACGUUGUUCUAAGCCAAAUGGAUCGAGUAGUAGCAGCGAUAGUACGGGGAUGAAUAAAGAGCGCAGGACGAGUCUUUACGAUGGUUCUAAUGGAAACCAAUCCGGGCCGAACUCACACUCGACGGACAACUCGGUGCUGUCGCCUCACGGAACUAGCUUGCAACGGAACUGGAGUUCUCGCAGCUGCACAAGCAUGAGUCGAAAGGGCAAAAUAUUCGCGCCGACAUCCGGUUCGGCGGCGGACGCCAGUGUGUCGCCUCACCCGUUGCGCCCCACGGGUCGCGGCCCUGACGCGUCAUCGCCCGCCACCCUCGAAACCACCACCCCGAACACGUCCACCCUGCCCUAUAUUCGUAAUUUCUAUAAAAACUCCACUGUCAAUUCCAACAUAUCUAAAUCUGUAUCUACGUGGGGCCCUCUUCAUAAACCUCUACAUUGGAAGAACAUUUCUUUUAAGUCAUACAGCCGUGAUUCCGGCCACGGCGGAUCCGAACAAGAAGAAUCGCCACGUUCCCAAGCUUUAUUAAACAACGCGAAAGACGCGCGUCGGCAACCGUUCGUUCCGAUCGAAUACAACCAAUCGAUUAGCAACAACUUGCAACCUCACGAAGUUCAAGAUUUCGCGUUAUCUCAUCCGAAACAUUUACCGUUACAACACGGCGUUCGUAAAAAGAACGGCAGCUUGCUCCGUACUACCAGCCCUUGGAAUCAUACUUAUCAAGAGAUCCACGACGCUCGUCUUCAUCGCGGGUUGAUGCCAGAGGAUGAUCCGGUUUAUGAAGAAAUUGAAAGGAAUGAUGUGCAAGUGUCUGAUAUGAGUGAUGAAGAUGGUAAGCGACAGAGCGAUAUGAGUCGACAGUCGUCUAGAUCUUAUGGGGAUCAUAGGCCGCUGAUUCCUUAUUCCCCAACGGAGAGAGGUUAUCAACCGUGCGCUGCUGAAACGUUGCCUAAACAUCAAGCCAAAGAACUAAAUCGGUAUACUAAUGAUGGAGAACCGUUUCGGUUCAAUCGUCGCGUUGGCGGUGGAGAUGCUGCCGUUGGAAGAGCGUUAGCGGCCGUUUUAGAUGGUGAAACGGUCGUGUGCCAUUUAGAACCACCGGAAAUGUAUAGUCGCGAUCCGUACGCGCCGCGAACUCUCGUCGUGCCGCAAUAUAGUGAAAGUUAGGUGGAGACUGCCCCCGUGCAGGUGCAUAUCUGUGAUCCAAAAAUGAUCAAACUGUUUUAGGUCAUAGUAUUUUAAGGCUCACGAAGAAAGUGAUAAUUUUAUAAAAUUAUUAGACUGUUUUUUUCUUUCGAUCAUUAUCUAUUUAUCGUGUCGAUUAUUUUUUUUUAAGUGCUAAAGCACUAUUUUUUAUUUUUAAAACGUAAAAACGUUUCGCUCUUUUUAUUUUUGUUUUAAUCUGUAUUUUUAUCCCUCCACUGUUAUGUAAGACGCAAUAAUUUACGGACAAAUAAUCGCUUCUUAUUGCAUUUUUUUUUAUUAUUUCACGACUCCUAUUAUUUAUUUAAAGAAAAAAAACGUAAUCACUAUGUAAUUCUCUAUCCAAAACAAUAUAUAUUUCGUUGUUUUGGGGAUUAUCACUUGAAAUAAAAACGACUUUUAUUUUAUUUUUGGAUAGAGAUUAAAAAAGAUAAGUGUAAAUAAUUAAAAAAAAAUCUGGGACGUUUAAUUGCAUUUUUUUUAAAACAUAUUUCCUAGUUUGCACGGUCAAGAAAUAAAAUGUAAAUACGAUGAAAUCGUCUAAAAAAAAUGAAGGUAAUGAGCCGUUGCGGCAAACGCCAUUUCUGUCGUAGAUUAAAAAUAAACGUAAGUAAAAGAAAAAAAUCUUUUUUGAUGAAAUCAUUCCGUAAUACGCGUUUCCGCGACGUGUCUUUAAAAAAAGCGACCCUCCUCUGAAAAAUGCAUCAAAAAAAUGUAUUGUAAAAUUGUGUUUACCGUCUACAUGUUGAAACAAAAAAUAAAUAAAUCGAAUGAGAAAUAGGAAAGAUAAAAAAUAAAGAGUUAACUUCACCUCAAAAAGCCCGCAAAAAAACGUUCCCGCAUCUCGUCCUUUUUCUGAAAUAAAAAAAAAACUGUUCGAACUUUAAAGACAUCGCUACAUAGUAAAAAAAGAAAACUGUUAUUACGUUAAUUAUUGUACAUAUUGUAUAGUGCUUUGUACAUGUUGAUUAAUGGUAUAAUUAGUCAGGAAAUAAAAAUUGUUACUGCUAUAAAACGGCAUUAGCACACACCAUAAUGAAAAUGUAUUAAAUCUAAAUAUUGAAUCACAAAGUCUGACCAAUAAAUUUAAUUUUCUCGUA